Peniophora sp. CBMAI 1063 is the source of this 1161-nucleotide messenger RNA. NCBI's taxonomy places the organism in Eukaryota, Fungi, Basidiomycota, Agaricomycetes, Russulales, Peniophoraceae. The record is from the annotation of a GenBank genome assembly.
AUGGCGGCGCAGUCAGGCAUCGUGUUCCCGAAUCCGGGUUUGCAGGUGUUGAGCUGUUGCAUUCAUUUGCUGGGGGUCUCUGUUCUCAGUCACUGCAUCUCCCGUCGAGUUACGCACGCUCAAUUCCCAACAUGGGCCUCCCUGUUCGACUCUUGGCCGCGGGUAUGCGUCGUUCUCGCCUUCUUUGACUCUUGGUUGUUUGUCUUUUCUUCUGGGAUCUCUAUCUUUGGUAUUGGGUUGGAGAGUUAUAUGGGCAACUGCGCGGCGGCCAUCUACCUAUGCAUCGCGUUCUACGGCACUUCAAAGAUGCUGAUCUACCUCUUCCUGAUUGAAAAGGUCCAUGUCGUCUGGAAUCCAGGGAAGCCCCGCUUCCAGUCCUGGGUCUACAUUGUCUGUCUGGCCAAUGUUCUCGCAUACAUUGUCCCUAUCAUCCUCAUGAUUAUCGGUCGGGUUCACCUCUUCCGCGCAGACGGCAACUGUGUGAUUGGACUCAAGCACUUCUCCUCCGUCACGAUGCUUACAUACGACCUUUGGAUCAAUACUUUCCUCACCGGCAUGUUCCUGACGCCGAUUGUGCGCGCUAAACUGAUCAACCCGCGUAUCCGCCUGGUGGCCGUGCGCACCCUCAUCGCCUCUGUCAUAGGCCUCACCGUCUCCGCGGUGAAUAUGGCCGUUCUGACCGCUCUCCAUGGUCAAGAGCUGGGCUGGCUUUGUCUCGCUUGCUGCUCCAUGGACGUCGUUAUCAACGUUCUUGCCCUAUUCUGGAUCACGGAUAACCGCGCGAUGGCCAACGUCAGCUCCUCGGCCGGUACACGCGAUGGAGGAGAACAUCGCGAGCGCCCUGCCACGCUGAACCUUAAGGCCACGAAGGGGCUCGUUGUGAGUUCGUCGCGCACACCGCGCACACCGCGCUCCCCGUCAAGCAGCAUGCCCUUCCAGCGCAGUUACGCGGAUGAGGUGCCCCUCGGUACUGUCCGUCAUGGAGUCAUUGAGCGUUUCUUUGGACCCAACGCCGCGGAUCGUCAGAGGCUGGAGAUCAGCGUUACGACACAGUGCGAGGUCGAGGCUGACAGCGAUAGCACUUUCGACGUCAAGGCCGCUGCUCAUCAGCUUGAGCCCGAGAUUGAGGACGUCAAGCACUCCGAUGCCGAGCGCCAAUGA